GGCUGAUGUUUAAAAGUUUGUUUACAAUGGAAAAGCCAUCAACAGUUGUAAUAGAAUGUCAUAGCAAAAUAAAAGCACUAUACACAAAUCAUAACCACAAAAUAACUUCUUAAAUGUAAGUUUUAUACAAUAUUGUUUAAAUUAUCUUCCCCAUCUUGAUGAUGAAUAACGAUUGAAAAAAAAGUGUUUUUACAAACGACUACUAAAUCAGAAAAUCUAAACUAAAACUACUAAAUAAACUAACUAACUAACACUUUGACUUUAAUUUACUUUAUUUUAUUAAACAUACUUAAACUAACACAUUCACUAACCCUGCCUGCCUAUAGACUUUAGCAUCUAGCCUCUAACUCAAAUCUAAACUCUAAUACCAAUAUCAGACUAAUGUACUAAUUCAGAUUACGGACUAAUAAAUUUAAACUUAAAUACUAGUGUAUACAUAUAGGCAUAUAGGGCAUAGGCGUGCUCUUUCAAAGUUGACUCUUUCUCUUUUUUGUUCUUACUUCGUCUAGAAUUAGUCUUAGAAAGUGUCUUGACUCUUACUCUUACUAGAUUAGUACGGUAAUAGCUUAGUUUACUGUUUAGUUUAGUCUUGUUACUGUUAGUGUUAAACUCUUAAACCUCUGCCCAAUCUCGGCAAGUUAAUCAAAAUUAUUCUAGCUAGUAGUAUGGCUUUAGGACUAGGUAAGGGUAGCAAGAUGAUUUUCAUAAUCAAAUUAUACUUUUUUUAAUUAAGGUUUUUAAAAUGCAGGUUUGGCUUGAUUUCAUUGUUGGGCUUCCGCUGAUUAAAUUUUUUGUCUUUACUUUAACUUAACUUAGAUCAUGAUUUAUGAUAGUUAUAUUAAUAAAGGUUAUAUAAAUAUAAAGUUACUGAAAAGAGCAAGAAAAGUAAUUGUUCAGAUUUUAGAGAUCGGAUUUAGAGAUAAUGAACUAAAAAACUUGUCACACAAUAUUUUUUAUGCACUUCGACAAUUAUUAUUGAUUAUUUGAUGCUAGACAAAUGUCAAUUCUACUUAGACUUAUACAUUUGUCUGUUUGAUCCUUUCUAGAUAUAGAAAUAACAGAUGUUCUGUUAAAAAUUCUAUAAAAAUAGUAUGGCAACUGCUUGUGCUAGUCACUGUGAAGCUACAAAUAUCAUGUCCACACUAUCCACUUAAGGUGGGCAGGGACUUUGUUUAAGGCAUGAUCCCACUUAUGUCAAGUGGAGUCUUUAAAUAUUGUUAGAUGGUUUGAUUCAAUUAGCUGUAUGUACAUUAUUUAAAUAUAUUAUAUCGUCUUAUCACUUGCUCCACCCAAUUUUAACCCCCAUUCCCCCUCCCACACACACGGUGACACAUUCUGGCAUCCGUCCGUCACAAUGUGAUGAUGGUGUAGAUUUUGCAGGACGAUAUCCACAAGGCCUUGGAUUAUUCUUCUAGGAUUAUAAGCUGGUUCCCAACAGCAAAUCACCUCUCGCCAUGCCCCUGGAUAACCCCAGGGGGUGGAAAAGGGGAUGAUUGGCACCAGUGGGGUCACAGGAGUUGACGGAAUGUUUCAUUGUACCAAUGUUAUCCGCCUAUGGGGCUCCAUCUACGGGUUUUGAAUUCAUAGUUUCCUUCUCUUAGAUGAGUUGCCUUCCAAGGUUAAUGAGUGCCAUCCACCCGGGGUGCUGGUGAUGUUUUUGCUUGACUGGGCUUGGUAAGGAUUAAACUCCAGACCAUCAACUUGAGAUUUGCUCAGUUUAAACCAUUCUGCCACCUAGCACCCUGACACAUUCUAACAAAUUAUAAACUUAGCUCAGUAGUAUUGCAGUAUAAUUAGUAAUGAGUAUACAAAUGAGAGAGAAUGAAACUCAUCAAAUUCCUUGUCUUAUUCAUCUCCAUAAAAAAUUAAUUUUAAGUUGUACUGCCGCUGUUGUUUGUUGAUGAUCAUCUUAUAUUACUCUUGUAUUCUUUUUAUUGAUUUUUAUGCAGAAACCAGUCAGAUAAUGUAUCCAGUUGACAAAUCUACUUCAAAGCAAGGUCAAACAUCCGAGAAUGGUAAUGUUAAGGUGAGUGAAAGUGAAAAGUUAAAUAAAGAAUAAAAUCUAGAAAAUAAUUCAAAUACAGUCGUCCAUCGCCACUUAGUGCUUCGAUUUUCCCAGCUUCACUCUAUCGCAGAUUUUUUCAAAUAUAGCAUGUAUUCAUUAAAAAGUUGAUCAAGAUGGUGCAAAUGAUAUAGCAUGCACUCAGUUGUCUGAGUCAAUUAUACACCUAUGUAUUACUAUUAAAAUUACCAUAAAUAUGGACUGUAGGCCUAUGCAGUAGAGCAUCCCUAGAGGGUCUAAUAAUGUUAAAAACCGUAUUUAGAGGGCUGUGACUUAUAAAUAAAGAAUCCUACUUUGCGGGUGUUCACUUACCGCAGUAGAGUCUGGAACGGAUUGACCGCGAUACACAGGUGACCUCUGUAGUUCAUUCCCACUGAGAAUGCACACAAUUCAGCCAAUGCUAUUUUUAUUGAUAAAAUACGGACUUAUAUCAUGAACCCUUUGGUUUAAAUUUAGGUUGUCAUUCGCAUCCGCCCUGUGAAUGAGGCAGAGAAUAAUGAAAAACAUCACACAGUCACUGAGGCCAUUAGUGAUCACAUGCUGGUCUUUGACCCUAAAAUCCAAAAUGCACCAGGCUUCUUGAAUACAAAUCAAAGGGACAUCAAUCGCAGACGAUUCAAAGACCUCAAGUACGCAUUUGACUACGUAUUUGGCCCUACAGCAACAAAUAAGUUUGUUUUUGAGCAGACGACCAAAGGCAUUGUAAGCGGGGUUCUCAAUGGAUACAACUGCAGUGGUAAGGAACAUUUUGAUUACAUUAGGCAUUUAUUGUUUCAAUGAACAGUAUUGUCACUAUAAAAUUGGGAAAUCCUUAACAUGCAAGUAUGAUUAAACCUAGCUACAACACAAUAAUUAUAGUCUGUAAUUUGGUAUCAUAUUAAGCCAAUGUUUUACAUUUAACUUUUUUCAUGAGAAAGCUUCAAAUCUGUGCAGUUAGCAUUGGAAUUUGUUUAAGUUAUGAAGAAAGCUGAUUUCAUGUAACAACAAUAACAAAUGUAACUAAAAGUAAAUCAACAUAUUGUAAAAAAAAAAAAAAAUGCAAACUAUAAUUGUUUUCAUUCAACCUCAAAAAUGGGCGAUCUGAUUAUCAUAUUACAUCUUUAGUUAUAUCCUAAUUACAUGCAUUAGUUAUAUGCAUUAUUAUGGAAUGAAUUCCAAUAAAAAAUUGUUCAGAACCAGGCAAAAUAUUUUCUUCAUCUUUUUAGAUAUUAAUAAUUCAACAAAGGCUUAUAUUCUUCAUACAGUGUUUGCGUAUGGAGCAACUGGUGCAGGCAAGACACACACCAUGCUUGGCAAUGAACGUGAACCUGGUGUCAUUUACCACACCAUGAUAGACUUGUACAAACGAAUCAAUGAACAAAAAGACGAAAAGAUGUUUGAUGUUGCAGUGUCUUACUCUGAGGUUUUUAAAUUGCUCUUUGUCAGUUAUAAAUUUCAUGUCAUUUCCCCAAGGAAUUUAAAGAGUUUUAUAAAUAAUAAAAUCGUUACUGUUAAAUAAUCAAAAUCACAGCAGUUGUAACAAUAUCUCACAUGUGUAUUGACAUAAGAAUUAAAAAAAAAAAAUUUCAAAACAAAAGUCAUGAAUUAUUUUUCCAGAUUUGCAAUAAAAAAUGAGUUAAAUCUUUCAGCUGCAAUAUAAUGCAUAGGUAUCCAAUGGCGAACCAUUUCUUUAUAUGUAAUGAAAAUUAGCAAAUUACUUUCAGGUAUACAAUGAACAAGUGCGAGAUUUGUUAAUGCCACGUGGAAAUCUCCCUAUUAGAGAAGACAAGAACGUAGGAGUUAUCAUAGCUGGACUGUCUCUACAUAAGGUGAGCUGAUGCAAUAUCAUAUCCAAACUAUCUCUUCGUAAGGUGAGCUCAUGCAAUAUAAUAGCCUGACUUUAUGUUUAAAAAUUUGACACCGUUAUUCCCAUACUUUUUAGUUAUGUAGGUUAAUAAAAAUAAAAAAAAAGCACCAAAUUACUUACAUGAUGUUGUCCAUGUUCACUUUAUCAGUUUUUGUUACUAACACUCACCUACAAUACACAAACAUGUGAUAUUAACUAACAGCAUCGAUUCACUUGAACCACCAGCCCAAGACUGCUGAAGAGUUGCUUCACAUGCUGCACUUCGGUAACAAGAAUAGAACCCAGCACCCUACCGAUGCUAAUGCAGAGUCCUCACGAUCUCAUGCAGUAUUUCAGGUUUCUCACUAUUUCAUUCUGUUAAAUAGUUUCAUUCAUUUUAGAAUACUAUCCACACAUGAGAAUUUUUUCAUUGAAAAUAUUAAUUUUUAACCCCUCUCAGUCAGCUAUACAUUUAAGUGCAAAUAUACUUCUUAGGAGGAUGUUUAUUUUUGUAAACAUCUUUUAUCUGGUUAUUGUUUGGGUUAAUGAGGUCAACAGAGACAUUCAUGAUCAUAAUAUUUGUAAGAUGCCUCCUUAAUUUAUGUAUAAAUGCAGAACAUUGAAAAUAUCUCAGGUUUUUGUGAAUCAAAGAGAAAAAUCCGCCAAUGUUAGCACAGAGGUGAAAAUGGCAAAAAUGUGUUUGGUCGACUUGGCGGGGUCAGAGAGAGCUAAUCACACCACCAACCGUGGGGACAGGUUCAGGGAAGGAGCCAACAUAAAUCGAUCACUGCUGGCACUAGGCAACGUCAUUAAUGCUCUGGCAGAUAAUAAGGUUGGUCUUUAAACUUUACACCACAUGAUUCUCUACAUUUCAAUUUAAUUUGUGUUAUUCAUAUCAAAUUUUGAUGUACCAUUGUACUAACUGAAAUCAUUUUUUUGCAUAAUCAAAAAACAAAACAAGAGAUUACAUAGGCCUUGCUUAUUAGUUUUUUAAAUUUAUAUGGAGCAUAUAAAUUAUAAGCAUACUUUUAUUUUCUUUCUCAAAGUUUAAAGGUCAUAUCCCCUACAGAGACAGCAAACUGACUAGACUGUUAAAGGAUUCCUUGGGUGGCAAUUGUCAGACUGUGAUGAUUGCUGCAGUUAGGUAAAGAACUGUGAAAUAAGAUUAUAUUCAUUAUAGGUUUAUACUCAUUUAACUGAUUUCAACCCCGUUCUACCAAUCAACUGUAUGAAGUGCAUCAAUGUAAUUUAGCCUCUUGAUUCAUGUCAUCAACUGAAAGUUUUUCAAGACAACAAAAACAGAAUAAAAUGUUCGUCUUUGACAGGCUUAAGGAUUUCUGUGCAGGUUAAAAUUAGUAUUCAACUUUUUCUUAGCCACACGCCGAUUAAAAUGUAAACAAAGGUAUCAAAUUUGAACUUGUUGCUAUUUAUUCUGGAGCUCAUCUUUUAUUAACCUCAAUUUGGAAUUUCAGCCCAUCCAGCCGGUCAUUUGAAGACACCUACAACACACUAAGAUACGCCGACAGGGCUAAACAUAUAAGAGCAGACGUAAGUUGCAAAUAGGUUCAUAUCGAUUUGUCAGAAAAUUAACACUGAUGUUAUUUGAACUAAGCUUAUAGUUACAUUAUCAUUUUUAUGGAGCUCAUAAACUGUUUUAAAUUGUUGAGCAAACCAAUCACCUAGGAUUAGUUGAUCACAAAGUAAUUGGGGUCAGGGUUAGUUCAUCACCAAAUAAUUUGGGUUAAGGUGAGUUGAUCACAAAGGAAUUUGGGAUUAGUUUAUCACUAAGUAAUUUGGGUACAAGGCAGCUGCAAUAUUUUAUUUAAAAAAAACACCAUUAUCUCCACUGAAUAGCUUUUAAGCUUGAGGUCAAAAACAAAAAAAAUUAAAAAAGAAUCCAAGUUUUAAAUUUUUUUAUAAAAAUAAAUGGUGCUGCUAAAAUUUUAAUCGAUCCUCAUAACCUUUUUUUUCUUCACAUAAAAUAUUAUGAUCAAUAACCUUCAGGGGAAAUACUGUUAAGCCAAAUGGAAGUUGCUUCAAAAUGUAGAUGGCAUGACAAGUUUCUGUUUACAAUUUCAGCUGAAAAAGAAUGUAAUGAGUGUUGACUUUCAUAUUGCCAACUACAAGAAAUAUGUACAGGAGCUGGAGAAAGAGGUACAGACAAUUUGAGACUUAUUAUAAAAUAGUGGGAAAAUUUCUUUCCUGUCUUGAGCGACCACAUUUAAUUUGGAAUUAAGACAGAAAAGUUAGUUCUACUGUCUUUUUAAAUCCUUUAUAAUAUCAUAAUUUUACUUUUGUUCGAGUGUUUAUUUUUUUCUGUCUGGGUGUGUGGCUAAAUCUUCGGACUGCUAAUUGACCCACUUCAGGUCAACAUAUCGAGCUGAAACUUGGCACAUACUCAUUGCAGAUGACAACACAUUCUAAUCAAAUUUUCAGCCCCAACUCCCAAAAAUCAGUUUUUCAAGGAGAAGUUGAUGGAAAUAUGAUGCCACUGAUUUCACAACAUAAAAUUUCAGAUAACCUCGCUAAAUGAAAUUCUUUUUAAAACAAUAUCGCAAGUGCAUUUCGUACAUUUUGUUUUCUUUUGCUUUUCUGAAAUAGUUGGUGUAAUGAUUUGUGGUGCAAAAGCGGAUGAGACAUAAGAUUGUUAAUAUAAAAUAAUAUAAUAAAAAAUGCAUAGAAAGGAUUUAAUUAGGGCCUGCUAUUUAAUUAGAUAAUUAUAAUUAAGCUCUGAACUUUACUUGGCAAUAAGGAAUCAGCUUAAUAAAAUAAUUUAAAAAAAUGUUUAAAAUUAAUUUUUAAAUCUCAUAUGUUUGCAUUUGAACUUGCUUAGAAUCAAGAGUUGAGGCGGGCCAAACAGAAACUAAUGGAG
Molecule: messenger RNA, 6759 nt
Organism: Lymnaea stagnalis (great pond snail)
Lineage: Eukaryota; Metazoa; Mollusca; Gastropoda; Lymnaeidae
Source: the annotation of a GenBank genome assembly